AUGAUCUCUCUACCAAUCUGCCUGGGAACUGGUGCCGACAGGAGAUCGGUUAUAGCGGAUUUCGUAGUCCUCAGAGACUCCACAGCUUAUAAUAUCAUCCUAGAAAGAAAGACCAUCAAUGACUUCUCAGCCGUAAUAUGCAUCAAAUUCCUAACAAUGAAGUUCAUGACAGACAGAGGAGCUGUCGGCUCCAUUAGGGGAGACUUGGAAGCAGCAGUCGCCUGUGAUAAUGCUAGUCUCUCCUUGAGGAAGGAGUCUAAGAAGGCAGCCGGCGUGUUCUUGGCAGACCUGGAUGUAAGGAUAGAAGACAAGCCGAGACCCGAACCAAAAGGGGACAUGGAGAAAUUCCAUAUAGGAAAGUCGGCUGAACAGUUCACCUUUGUAAACAAAAAUCCGCCCCAUGAGCUCAAGGGCCCCCUCAUGGAGGUUGUAAGGGCAAACGGCGACCUCUUCGCUUGGACACCAUCAGACAUGCUGGGGCUGGAUCCCGAAGUCAUGGCCCACCGGCUAGCCAUCAAAUCAGACGCGAAGCCAGUGGCACAACGGCGAAGGAAAAUAUCCCAAGAAAGGGCCAAUGAGGUCGCCAAGCAAAUGACUGGGCUACUUAAAACCGAGUUCAUCAAAGAACUCGAGUACUCGACAUGGCUAUCCCAUGUCGUCCUAACUCGGCGGCAGGGUAUCGUUUUCCUCGGCUUCAUGGACGCAUACUCCGGGUAUAACCAGAUCCUGAUGCACCGACCUGACCAGGAGAAGACAGCGUUCAUAACACUAGGGGGCACCUACUGCUACAAGGUAAUGCCGUUUGGACUAAAGAACGCAGGGGCCACCUACCAAAGGCUAAUGAGAAAAGUCUUCCACGAUCUCAUCGGUAGCACGGUAGAGGUUUAUGUCCAUGACAUCUUAGUGAAAAUGGCAGAACCGAGUAGCCUUAUAGACGACCUCUAA
This is a messenger RNA of Arachis duranensis, 945 nucleotides long. RefSeq lists its product as uncharacterized. The transcript has 2 exons. The record is from RefSeq and is a predicted model, not a curated record. NCBI's taxonomy places the organism in Eukaryota, Viridiplantae, Streptophyta, Magnoliopsida, Fabales, Fabaceae. The coding region runs from base 1 to 945 and encodes 314 amino acids.